CAAGUUAUUCCAUAUAAAAAAGCAAAUGGGCUUGGGGCCGACCAUAUAACAUGGGUUUUAAAUUUGGAUCCUGUCUGGCCCAACACAAAGCUACAUGACAUCUGAGUCUUUGUCGUGUGCAAUUGUUUAGUUUUCUGGAAGCCAUAUGAUUAUUUGACACGAAGGAAGAAAAAGAAAAAAAGAAACAGAAAGACCGUCCGAAACCACAUAAUUUGGAUAGUCUCUUAGUUAGAAGAUUUUACCAGCAGUUGUUAGUCUUAUUAGAUAUAGGGGUUUUGCAAAAACGGUAGGCGGCGGUCAAUUGGUUGAAAGAAAUGAGGUACCGGUGUGUCCAAUGUGGACAUUAUCUAGAGACUCUCUAUGUGCAAUAUUCGCCAGGAAAUAUCCGCCUCAUGAAAUGUCAAAAUUGCAGAGCAGUUGCUGAUGAGUACAUUGAAUGUGAGAUCAUGAUUCUUCUAAUUGAUUUGAUUCUUCACAAGGCAAAGGCGUAUAGACAUCUGUUCUAUAACAUGUUUGACCGGGAAGCUAUGAACUUUGAGGGACUGAUGUGGAAGUUGACUUUUGGGUUUCUUCUCUUGGAUGCUUACAGAAUCUCUAUAUUAAUCACAAAUGAAGAGGGAUGGGGUGCAAAUCCAGGCUUAGAUUCAUUAAUUUGGGCUGGUGGAAAGAUAUUAUUGGAUACCAUUGUCGGAAAUAUUUUAUUCACUGGUAUAUUACUUUUUGGAACAAAAUCUUUAUUGAAUGUGUCCUCUGAAGCCUCUUCGUACAAAGACAUAUGGCUCGGGAUCCUUGCCUCAAGCUACUUAAAAUUGUUUCUUAUAGCAAUGAUGGUGUGGGAGUUUCCUUCAUCGGUGAUUUUCAUAAUUGACAUAUUUGUUUUGUCAUCCAACACGUUAGCUUUAAAAGUGAUGAGCGAGUCAGCGAUGGGUAAAUGCUUUGGAGUUUGCUUGUGUGCACAUAUUGUCAAGUUCCUCUUCAGUUUAACCCUCAAUGUUCACCUUCCAAACCUAAUCACUAGAUUGUUUGUACUCUAAACUAGAACAUGCAACAUCACAAGUGCUUAAUGUAACUGUGAUGAAUGUAUUUUAACUGUUUCUAUCAUUUGUUGUACAUUUGAGAUUAUACUUUUCUUUUACUGUAACACAUCUUACUAUAAAUUCUGCCUUAAUGAUAUAAUCAACUUUGCUUUAUUGUUU
Messenger RNA from Erigeron canadensis, 1196 nucleotides. RefSeq names its product protein ARV 2-like. Gene Ontology annotation, cellular component: Golgi apparatus; cortical endoplasmic reticulum. Gene Ontology annotation, biological process: intracellular sterol transport; regulation of plasma membrane sterol distribution; sphingolipid metabolic process. NCBI's taxonomy places the organism in Eukaryota, Viridiplantae, Streptophyta, Magnoliopsida, Asterales, Asteraceae. The coding region runs from base 315 to 1034 and encodes 239 amino acids. The record is from RefSeq and is a predicted model, not a curated record. The transcript is spliced from 10 exons.